GAAUUGCGACUGAAACAGCGUCUGGAUCAAGUCACUGAUGAGUCUCUGGAGGUUACUCGACGCAUGGUGCAGCUAAUGGAAGAGAGUAAAGAUGCUGGAAUUCGGACGCUGGUGAUGCUGGAUGAACAAGGAGAGCAGCUAGAGCGGGUUGAUAAAGGUCUGGAGCAGAUUAAUGAGGAUAUGAGAGAAGCAGAGAAGAAUCUCACUGAUAUGGGGAAAUGUUGUGGACUGUGCUUGUGUGACAGAUUGAUGAACAGCUCUACAUACAAAAAAGUGUGGGGUAAAUCCAAUGAUGAAGUGGUCUCCAGUCAGCCUUCUCAUGUUGCUGAUGAAAGAGAGCGCAUGAUGAUGAGUGGUAGUUACAUCCGAAGAAUAACAAGGGAUCCUCGUGAAGAUGAAAUGGAAGAAAAUUUAAAUCAAGUCGGGAGCAUUCUCGGCAAUCUCCGUAGCAUGGCUCUGGAUGUUGGGAAUGAGAUUGAUAUCCAGAACAAACAAGUGGAGAAAAUCAUGGAGAAGGUUGUAGUGAAUGAAGACCGGAUAAAGGAAGCGAAUACCAAAGCCAAAAAGAUUCUUAAGAACGUCUGA
Staurois parvus is the source of this 585-nucleotide messenger RNA. The record is from the annotation of a GenBank genome assembly. Lineage: Eukaryota; Metazoa; Chordata; Amphibia; Anura; Ranidae.